AUGGGAGCACCAGUGCUCCUCUUAGCCCUGACCCUAUUCCCAGUCGCAGCUGCAGCAAGCCUGGAACCUCACUACAUGGUGGUGUUCCCUGCUGUCAUUCAUCAUUCCCAAGAGGAGAAACUCUGCAUUCACUUCAGUUCCCUGACUGAGACCGUCCACUUGUCUGUAACCUUGGGGGUGAUAACCCAUAAUCACACGCUGGUGGAACAGGAUGUGGAGAAGCCAGGCACAUUCCAGUGCUUCACCUUCCAGGUGCCAGAGUUCAUUCCCAGGAAAAGAGAUGAUUCCAUGUCACAUCCAGACAAGGUGUUUUUUCUGCAUGUCCUGGUCCGCAGCGGUGACAAUGUGCUCUUUGAGGGUCACAAGAAGGUUCUGGUUGAGCCCCCAAAGAAUGUAAUUCUGGUAGAGACAGACAAGGGCUUAUACAAACCUGGAGAAAUAGUGAAAUUUCGAAUUGUGAACCUUGACAAGGACCUUAAAGUCAUUAAAAAUGAGUAUUCCCAGAUAUGGCUGCAGGAUCCUGAAUAUAACCGUGUUGCUGAGUGGCUGAAUGUAAAGUCAAGACAAGGCAUUGUGGAUCUGUCCUUCCCACUGGCCUCCGAAGCACUCCUUGGGGAGUACACCAUCUCAGUGCAACAGGACAUGGCUCAAAAAACCUUCACGGUUGAUGAAUAUGUGCUGAAAAAAUUUGAAAUAAAGAUUGAGCACCCACCAUUUAUCACUACAGAGGAUGUGGAAUUUCAGCUGAAGGUCUGUGGCAAGUAUACCUAUGGGAAGCCUGUUCAAGGGGAAAUAAAUAUUACUUUUAUUACAUUAUCCCAGUUCUUUGAAGACAAUUUAACAAAUUCUACUGAGGGGAGGAAGCAAAACAGCAGGACAAACAAGGACGGCUGCAGUACAUUUACAGUGAAGACAGAGAAUCUGGAAUUAGAUGAAAUGGACAGCUACAUAGUUGUGAUAGGAAAAAUGAUGGAAGACGGAACAGGAGCAAAGACUAUGGAAACUGCUGGAAUUCCUAUUGCAACGAGAAUGAAGUCUAUUGAGUUUAUCAACUUCCAUUCAUUCUACAAACGUGGACUGCCAUACACAGGAAAGAUGUUCUGCCACAGUGACAAUUCUCCUCUCAAAAAUGAAACGGUCUACCUAACAGUUGACAUCAAUGAUGAGGAGACACACCUGUCAUUCCUCACAGAUGAAAAUGGGGAAGUUCACUUCUCACUGGAUACCACCAGCUGGAACAGCACACUGGUUUCUCUGAAGGGUACCUACAACCUUGGAAAUCAUGAUGAGCAGGAUUCUUCUGAAAGUCACACAGAAGUUGAGGAUAGCUUCCACUGGCUGAAAGCUUUCUACUCUGAGAGCAACAGUUUCCUUGAGAUCAAGGCCAGGAAUGAUGAGAUGCCCUGUAAUCAAAAGCAGGAAGUGCAAGUGGAUUAUAUCAUUGACCGGAAUAAAUUCAGCUCUGAAACAGACUACAUUGAUUUCUACUACUUGGUGAUAUCAAAAGGCAAGAUCCUUUUCAGUGGAGAGAAGCAGUUGCCAGUUCCCCAGCAUGAGAAUCUGCAGGGCUCGUUCUCACUGACUCUGACUAUUGGCAAUGACUUCCUGCCUGAUAUCAAUCUUCUGCUGUAUACAGUCUUCUCGGAUGGAGAGGUGGUGGCUGAUGUGGAAGAGUUUAAAGUAGAAAAGUGCUUUAGACACAAGGUGUCACUGGACUUCUCACACAAGGAGGAAGUGCCAGGAUCAAAGGUCAGUUUGGACCUCAAGGCUGCUCCAGGGUCCUUGUGCUCUGUCCAAGCUGUUGACAAGAGUGUCCUCUUGAAGAACAACAACACCCUAACAGCAGACAGGCUGUAUGAGAAUUUCUUUGAUGACAGCUUUACAAUUGAAGGACGAGGGUUUCCUUAUCACUUGGAAGACUUUGAGGCAUACCCUUGUCUGCCUCAGCAGUCCAGUCUGCACAAAAAGACUCAGAUGGAAGCACCAUGGUACCAAAGUGAUGGUGAUGUCUUUAAUCUGUUUAAGAAAUUGAGCAUGAAAAUAUUAACCAAUACUAGAAUCAAGAAACCAGUUUCCUGUAUACGACCAGACUUUAAGAAAAAGAUGUAUUCUGGAAAAAACAAUGUUGUUGAAAAUCAUGUGGUCCAUGGUGAUUCUGCUCCUCGCCCGGAUAACACGAAGAAGCCAAAACCACGGACACUUUUCCCAGAGACCUGGAUCUGGGAUCUGAUCUCUGUCGGGGAUGAGGGGCAGGCGUCUCUCCAAGUUGCCGUACCUGAUACCAUUACGGAAUGGAACGCCAACACCUUCUGUGUUGCCGAUACGGGCUUUGGAUUCUCUCCUCUGACCUCUCUUAGGGUCUUCCAGCCUUUCUUUGUAGAUCUGUCACUGCCAUACUCUGUGAUCCAAGGAGAGACCUUCAGCCUAAAAGCCACUGUCUUCAACUACCUCAAAGACUGUAUCCAGGUGCGCACCACCCUCACAGAGACCCCAGAACUAAAGGUGGAUGCCUGUCCAGGCUGCCGGUUCACCAUCUGCCUCUGCUCAAACGAAGCAAAAACCUUUGAGUGGAACGUGACAGCCACGAGCCUGGGCAAAGUGAAUGUCACCGUGAGCAGCGUGGCAGAAGAUUCACACAGUCUGUGUGCUAACAGGAUUGCUGUGACACCUUUGCAAGGAGAGAGAGACACAGUGAUAAAACCUCUGCUUGUGAAGCCAGGAGGUGUCCUUCAAGAGAAGACCCAAAAUGCCUUUCUCUGUGCUGCAGAUAACACUGUCUCUGAAGAGUUCUCCCUGAUGCUGCCUGCAGAAGUGCUGGAAGGAUCUGGCCGAGCCACUUUCUCUGUGAUUGGGGACAUCAUGGGCCCAGCACUUCAAAAUUUAGACCAGCUGCUAGAGAUGCCCUUCGGCUGUGGUGAACAGAACAUGGUUCAGUUUGCACCAAACAUCUUCAUACUCCAGUACUUGAAUAAGACUAAACAACUGGACCCAGAAAUUGAAGAUAAAGCACUGAAAUUCCUGAGAACAGGUUACCAGCGUCAGCUGCUCUACAAACAUGAUGAUGGCUCUUACAGUGCCUUUGGGAAAGCUGACAACGAGGGCAACACAUGGCUGACAGCUUUUGUAGCCAGGUCCUUUGGCCAAGCCAGCUCUCACAUUUACAUCCAUAAGGAUCAUGUGCAUAGCGCUCUGCUCUGGCUGCAGAAGCACCAGCUGCCCAGUGGCUGCUUCCAGAGUGUAGGGGAAGUCUGUCUGUGUGAUUUGCAGGGUGGUGUGGAAGAUACGAUCUCAUUAACAGCCUAUGUCACUGCUACACUGGUGGAGCUUCAUCUGGAAAAGACAGACACCAUGCUGGAUAAUGCCUUACGUUGUCUUAAGAAUGUAACACUCGAUAAGAUGAGCCUGUAUGUCAAGGCCUUGAUGGCUUAUGUCUUCACACUGACCAAGGACGUGGAGAUGAGAGAGGAGCUCCUGGAUAUGCUUGAGAGGGAAACUGCAGGACUCCUGACAUCACAUUCCAACAGAGAACAAUCUUCGUCUUCUAUGAUUGAGACAGUAGCCUACAUCCUCCUGGCUCAUGUCUCCAAAUCAGACUCGGCACUCAAUGAAGCCUCAGUGAGCAAGCUCGUGCACUGGCUCAGUGGACAAAGAAGUGCCUUUGGUGGAUUUGCUUCCACACAGGACACAGUUGUUAGCCUGCAGGCCUUGGCUCAGUAUGCAGCCCUGAUUCCCCAGGAGAUGCGAGAUGUAAAGGUGACAGUGAAAGGCAAAGAGGCUUCUUCUCCACUGAAGUUCCACGUGCACAGAAACAACAAGUUGGUCCUGCAUCAGGCAUCUCUCCUUGAAGUCCCAGGGGUGUACACAGUGCAGGUGAUGGGCAGUGGCUGUGUCUAUGUACAGACCACAUUGUACUAUAACAUCCCGCCACCAAAAACAGAAGAGAUUUUUGUCCUGGAUGUGGAAACAGUACCAAGAGAAUGUGAUGGCAUCAGGAAACAGCUUGACAUCCAUGUGUCUGUCAGUUAUGUAGGGGACCGUGAGACCAGUAACAUGGCCCUGGUGGAGGUGGAGAUGCUGUCAGGGUUCAUUCCUGUGAAGAGCUCUGUGAAAGAGCUGGAGAAGAUACCCCUGGUGAAAAAGACAGAGAUAAAACCAGACAAAGUCAUAAUCUACUUGGAAGAGUUAGGUAAGACUUCUCUGAAGCUUAGCAUCUCAGUGGAACAAGAUAUUGAAGUGCAGAACCUGAAAGCAGCAGCUGUGCAUGUCUAUGACUAUUAUAAACCUGAUGACCGCACAGCAAGAGAAUAUGCUUUCCCUUGCAGUUCAGAUGUGUCAAAGAAGUAUUCCUACUAG
This is a messenger RNA of Eurypyga helias (sunbittern), 4353 nucleotides long. Its product is annotated as alpha-2-macroglobulin-like protein 1. Gene Ontology annotation, molecular function: endopeptidase inhibitor activity. Gene Ontology annotation, cellular component: extracellular region. Lineage: Eukaryota; Metazoa; Chordata; Aves; Eurypygiformes; Eurypygidae. The record is from RefSeq and is a predicted model, not a curated record. The coding region runs from base 1 to 4353 and encodes 1450 amino acids. The transcript has 37 exons.